AGUUUCCAAUUAUCAAAGCAGAGUUAGCUCUUAUCUUCACUGCUUGCUAGGAGAGCAGAAAUAAUGGGGUGCGUCGAGCAAUCAUUAAGAGGAGAGACUUGUCAGCAUAAUGUGGCUGCUAAAUGUUGCUCUGUUACUGUGGACACUAGGCGCUCAUUCGUUUGCUCAAGAAAAGUAUGAGGGAAACGUCUCAAAUAAUUUCAGGACUGCUUUAGAAGCCAUUUGCCCUUGCGAGCACGGAUAUUGCGACGAAAGAGACGGCUCCUGCACGUGUGAAAAAGGAUGGUCUGGAUUGCACUGCGAGAGAUUUGCUCGAGAAGAGCUUUGUCAUGGCGGAUGCGGCCCGAACGGCUUCUGCAACAUAUUAUCAGGAAGCUGUGGCUGUGGAACCGGCUAUUAUGGGGAAAAGUGCGACAUUGAGUGUCCUAGAGGAAGAUACGGCAUCAAUUGUGCUUAUGAGUGCAAUGAUCAUUGCACAUUUAAUUUUCAUCCUAACAGCCAAUACAACAACUUAAAUUUUGAUGAAACCAGUUUUGGAUCUUGUAGCACACAUACAGGAAGUUGUAUUUGCAGUGGCCUACAAUACCAGUCUUUGACAUUAUAUAGAGCAUGUGUUAGAAUGUGCGCGUUCGGAAAGACUGGCUUUCGAUGUCGGGAAUUCUGUCCACUUGGCACGUUUGGCUACAAUUGUAAACAAAAAUGCCUGAUAACUGUUGGUACGAAUGGGACGUGUGACCCAACAUCAGGAAGAUCGAUUUGCAAACCUGGAUACAGGGGAGUCUUUUGCACUGUGCAGUGUCCAAGUGGCACAUACGGCCCAAAUUGCAGGAAAAGGAAGAAUUGCAAUAAUGGCGAGGCAAACUUUAUUACAGGUGAUUGUCAGUGCCUCCCAGGAUGGACAGGAGUUUUGUGCUCGGAGCCGUGUGCGAACGGAACCUUUGGCCAAAACUGCUUGAAAAAGUGUUUCUGCGUGAACGGAAAAUGCGACCCAGCCAGUGGCGACUGCACGUGUUUCCAGGGAUUUUCUGGACCAGGCUGCGAGGAGCCCUGCGCCCAGGGGCGCUGGGGCCAGGACUGCGCGCACGAGUGCGGCUGUCUGAACGGCGGCGGGUGCGACCCAAAGGACGGCGAGUGCGUGUGCGCGGACGGGUUCGUCGGCGCCAAGUGCGAGCUGCCGUGUCCGCAGGGCCGCUUCGGCGCCAACUGCAGCGAGGAGUGCGAUUGCAAAAACGGCGGCGAGUGCGAUGCCCGCACCGGCGAGUGCUCCUGUCCGGCCGGUUGGACGGGCGACGACUGCUUGGAGGGCUGCCCCGAGGGCUUGUACGGCGAGGGCUGCGGACUGGUGUGUCUGUGCGAGAACGGGGCCACUUGCGACCCGGUGAACGGCACCUGCAACUGCACGACCGGGUACAUCGGAGAAUUCUGCAGUGAACCCUGCUCGGAUGGCACCUGGGGUGUGAACUGCGCCAACGAGUGUCAGUCUAACUGCACAAACGGGGGGUUUUGCUCAAACGUCGACGGCAGCUGCCUUUGCCCGGAUGGAUGGAUAGGGAGGAUAUGCGAGAACACUUGUCCCCAGGGGAAAUACGGCACCGACUGCAGAUUUUUUUGCGAGAUCGACUGCCACAGUGGCUUUUGCAACCACAUAAACGGGAGGACGUGUGAAUGUGGUAAAAACUAUACAGGAGACUCUUGCGAAACACCUUUAUUGAUAAAUCAAGUCAACAAUCUUCACGUCUUUUUGGUUACGACUGCUGCUACAGUCUUUAUCAGCGCGCUGAUAUACAUCGUAGUGACCUUUUUCAAAAAAUAUGCACUGCUAAAUUUUUCCGUCAAAACUGGAGGAUGUGUAGAUGAACCUAGUCUUACGUAUCAAUCUCUCAGGGACGAUGCAAAGCUUUUAGCACAAGAUUCUGAAGAUACGAAUAUAUCAACAUAAAACGGAUCUAUUUCUGA
Molecule: messenger RNA, 1956 nt
Organism: Cloeon dipterum
Lineage: Eukaryota; Metazoa; Arthropoda; Insecta; Ephemeroptera; Baetidae
Product: multiple epidermal growth factor-like domains protein 10
Exons: 6
Coding region: 110-1939 (609 amino acids)
Molecular function (GO): scavenger receptor activity
Source: RefSeq, a predicted model, not a curated record